This is a messenger RNA of Helianthus annuus (common sunflower), 1041 nucleotides long. RefSeq lists its product as uncharacterized. Bases 1 to 1041 code for a protein of 346 amino acids. The transcript has a single exon. Gene Ontology annotation, molecular function: catalytic activity. The record is from RefSeq and is a predicted model, not a curated record. Lineage: Eukaryota; Viridiplantae; Streptophyta; Magnoliopsida; Asterales; Asteraceae.
AUGAAUUGUUUAUCCAUCAAUCUUAGAGGUGUUCGGAAUCAGCGGAAAUCGGAGUGGAUAAGGGGAUUGAGAACGAGUUACGGGUGCCAUUUUUUAGCUAUACAAGAGACUAAGUUACAAGACUCAGAAUCAUUUGUUUUUAAUCAGUUUUGGGCAAGAUCAGAAUUCAAGCUGGCCGUCGUUAAUUCUCAGGGCAGGUUUGGUGGUCUGGCUUGUCUGUGGAGUCCUACAGUAUUCAGGUGCGAUAAUCUCAUUAAGAAUAGAUAUUAUAUUGUUAUGUUCGGUUUCCUUGUCCAGACCGGGUGUAAUAUAAACAUAAUUAAUGUAUAUGCCCCGAAUGAUGCUGUAUGUCGUCGUGGGGUGUGGGCAGAAAUACUGGGUAUUCGGAAUUCCUUGCAAGGAAUUUGGUUAUUAAUGGGUGAUUUCAAUGAUGUACGGAAUAGUGAGGAACGUAUGAACUCCGAGUUUAUUGAAGCUAAUGCGGAGGCUUUUAACCAAUUUAUACUGUCAGCUGGGUUGAUAGAAUAUAAUAUGGGGGGAGGUAACUUCACGUACAUGUCGGAUAAUGGAAAAAAAUUAAGUAAGCUGGAUCGGUUCUUGGUUUGUUUGGGUUUCAUGGAAAGGUGGCCUAAUGCAAGUGUUCUGGCCUUGGACAGAGAUGUGUCUGAUCACAGGCCUAUUGUUCUCUCGACGAGUCAAUCGGAUUAUGGGCAUAUCCCAUUCAGAUUCUUCAAUUCUUGGUUUGAAUAUCCUGGUUUCCUGAGCUAUGUUUUACAGAAAUGCGGUUCGUUCCAAUUUGAUGGCCCAGCUGAUCUUGCUAUUGCCAUUAAACUUAGAUGGUUGAAGGACAACAUUAAGGCCUGGUUGAAAGCGGAGAAACAGAGGAAAGAAAGUGAGUACAACAUAAAAAAACGACGGAUGACUGAUAUUGAAAAAAUAGCAGAAGUGAGACAGUUAUCUGAUGAUGAGUUAUCGGAAAGAGCAGGGUGCAGGAAUUUUAUUGCAGAUUUUGACAGAUUAAAGCAUCUAGAUCUUCGUUAG